Messenger RNA from Pogona vitticeps (central bearded dragon), 2351 nucleotides. RefSeq names its product enolase 2 (gene ENO2). The record is from RefSeq and is a predicted model, not a curated record. Gene Ontology annotation, molecular function: magnesium ion binding; phosphopyruvate hydratase activity. Gene Ontology annotation, biological process: glycolytic process. Gene Ontology annotation, cellular component: phosphopyruvate hydratase complex. NCBI's taxonomy places the organism in Eukaryota, Metazoa, Chordata, Lepidosauria, Squamata, Agamidae.
ACUGGCUCAGAGGACAGACCAGUUCCCCUUCACAUCCUGCAUCCCUGAUCUUGCCAUCCCGCUCCUGUCAGCAGCGCCAGUCUUGGCCGGCCUUCCUGCUCCUGAACUAGGAAGGAAAGAUCUGCUCCAUCAUGUCUAUUGAGAAGAUUCACGCCCGGGAGAUCCUGGACUCUCGUGGGAAUCCUACCGUUGAGGUGGAUUUGUACACAGAAAAAGGAAUGUUCCGGGCAGCUGUCCCUAGUGGGGCUUCCACUGGCAUCUACGAAGCACUGGAGCUGCGUGACAACGAUAAAUCCCGAUUCCUUGGGAAAGGGGUCUUGCAGGCGGUGGACCACAUCAACAGCACGAUUGCCCCUGCUCUCGUGAGCUCUGGGCUCUUGGUGGUGGAGCAAGAGAAGAUUGACAACCUCAUGCUGGAAAUGGAUGGGACAGAGAAUAAAUCUAAAUUUGGAGCCAACGGCAUCCUGGGUGUUUCCCUGGCUGUGUGCAAAGCGGCGGCUGCGGAGAAAGAUGUCCCCCUUUACCGGCAUAUCGCUGACCUGGCUGGAAACUCAGAUCUUAUUCUUCCAGUACCUGCCUUCAAUGUGAUCAACGGGGGCUCCCAUGCUGGAAACAAGCUGGCUAUGCAAGAGUUCAUGAUCUUGCCUGUUGGGGCAGAGAGCUUCCGAGAUGCCAUGCGCAUUGGUGCUGAAGUCUAUCACAAUCUCAAGAGCGUGAUCAAGGACAAAUACGGCAAAGAUGCCACCAACGUAGGAGAUGAAGGAGGCUUUGCCCCCAACAUCCUGGAAAACAGUGAAGCUUUGGAACUCCUGAAGGAAGCCAUUGAGAAAGCGGGCUACACUGAUAAGAUUGUGAUUGGCAUGGAUGUGGCCGCCUCAGAAUUCUACAGAGAUGGCAAAUAUGACCUGGACUUCAAAUCCCCAGAUGACCCCAGCCGCUACAUCUCCGCUGAUGAACUGGGGGACCUCUACCAAAGCUUUGUACGAGAUUACCCAGUGGUGUCCAUUGAAGAUCCAUUUGAUCAGGAUGACUGGGAAGCCUGGUCCAAAUUCACGGCCAACGUUGGGAUUCAGAUUGUGGGGGAUGACUUGACAGUGACCAAUCCCAAGCGCAUUGAGCGAGCUGUUGAAGAGAAGGCCUGCAACUGCCUCCUCUUAAAGGUCAACCAGAUUGGAUCAGUGACCGAGGCCAUUCAAGCCUGUAAACUGGCCCAAGAGAAUGGCUGGGGAGUGAUGGUGAGCCACCGGUCAGGGGAGACUGAAGACACCUUCAUCGCUGACCUGGUGGUGGGACUUUGUACUGGGCAGAUAAAGACUGGAGCUCCAUGCAGGUCUGAGCGACUGGCAAAAUAUAAUCAGCUAAUGAGGAUUGAGGAGGAGCUUGGCGAUGAAGCCCGCUUUGCUGGGCACAACUUCCGUAACCCGAGUGUCCUAUAAAUACUGCCCUAGGUACACUCUAGCUUGCCUGCUAAUUCCCGUUGCACAGACUCUUUGAGUGCUCCUUAGACCGCAUCCCCCAUCUUCCCCAUUCCUCUCUCUUCUGGUCCGACUCCAGCUACCUGGUCUCUUCUCCUGAGUCUUCUUCCCCUAAACCCUCCUCCACUGGAAUUACCCAAGAUCCACCAAGAAUGGCUCUCCCCGCUACCCAUCAUGGUGCAGUGCUGCAAGCCAGCUUUGUGUGUAUUGCACAGUGUCUGCUCUCUGGGCCUGCUUGAACCAUCGAUCGACCUCAGUGUAAAACAGUGGGAGUGUGUCUGCCGGGGUAUGCGGCCAGUGUGUGCAGUUUUAAAGGUUGUCCUUAGAGCAGAGUGCAAAUUGUGCUCUGUUUUUGGCUCCAGGUUCUGUCUUUGUUGUUACCGCUUGGAACAUCAGGUGCUGUUUUGCUUGAUGUGAGUUGUACUGUCCCUAAUUAAUUGCUCUCUGUGUUUGUGUACUGCAAUACCUGAGCCAGAAGCUGGUUGCAUUUGAUCAGAAAGUUAUAGAAAGUUACAGAGAAAGUUUUUGUCUGAAACACAAAGGCAAGUUAUGCUGCUACGAUACACUGGGUCAUUGUGCCAUGCUUUGUGGGGUGUUGUGGGUCAGUGCAUUUGUGGGUGUGUUGUUGCAGUCAGCACCCUGCUCAGAUUGCUUUCCCUUUUGUUGCCCUCUGGAUGUUUGGUCACACAGCACUCUCUCCCUCAUCACGUUUUCCCCAUCUUGCUCUCCUGUCACUUCUGCUUUGACCUCCAGAAGUUUCACCCUCAACUGAGCAACAGUGACAAGUAAUAGGAAAACAAGGAACACCUAGGGAAAAAAAAUCUACCAACAGAGAAACCCUCAAUUAAAUUUGUUUCACACCUGCUUCUGCCUGAA